AUGGAACACUGUGCAAAGAAAGUGAAAUUAGAUAGUACAAGUAUAAAGGAAGGAGAGGCAGAAAUUCUGGUGAACAAUACAAAUGUAUUUUAUAACCCUGUCCAAGAAUUUAAUAGAGAUCUGAGCACAGCAGUGUUAAUGACUUAUAUAAAAAAUAGAAGUAAAGAAUCACAAAAAGAAGAAGGAAUCACUAUAUUAGAAGCUUUGUCUGCAACUGGUUUACGUAGUAUUCGAUAUGCCAAAGAAAUACAGGGUAUAAAACAGAUAGUAUCCAAUGACAUCAGUGCAAAGGCAGUGGAGAGUAUUAAAAGAAAUAUACAACAUAAUGGUGUUGAAGAUAUUGUGAAACCAAGUCAUGAAGAUGCAACGUUACUCAUGUAUCAAAGUAGAAAAGACAAAUUUGAUGUAGUAGACUUGGAUCCAUAUGGUUGUCCUACAAUAUUUUUGGAUGCAGCUGUUCAGUGUGUAUCGGAUGGUGGAUUACUUAUGAUUACAGCUACUGACAUGGCUGUAUUAGCUGGGAAUUCCCCUGAAACCUGUUAUCUUAAAUAUGGAGCUAUUUCAUUGAAAUCUAAAGCCUGUCAUGAAAUGGCAUUAAGAAUUUUAUUACAAAAUAUUGCUUCACAUGCAGGCCGUUAUGGAAGGUACAUAGUACCAAUGCUAUCUAUAAGUGCUGACUUUUAUAUAAGAGUAUUUGUUAAAGUGUUUUCCAGUCAAAUCAAAUGUAAAGAGAAUGCCACUAAAAUUGGAAUGGUGUAUCAAUGUACAGGUUGUGAGAGUAUAAGUACUCAAUCCUUAUGCUAUAAAAAGCCCUCUGGAGGCUACAAAUUAACAUCUUUGCCUUAUGUGGAUCGAUUAUGUAAAAUUUGCAAACAUAAGCAUCAUGAAGGAGGACCUAUAUGGUUAGGUCCUUUGCAUGAUCAACAUUUUGUAUCUCAACUUUUAUGUAAUUUGGAUGAAAUGAAAUUAGUAACAUCGAAAAGGAUAGAGGGAGUUUUGAAUGUUGUUCAUGAAGAACUAGAUGUUCCAUUAUACUACACUCUCGAUCGUUUAAUGUCUACAAUCAAAUGUAUCACACCAUCGAUGUUAAUAUUUCGAUCUGCAUUGUUAAAUGCAGGGUAUCAUGUAUCAUAUUCACAUGCAUGUAAGAUAUCGAUUAAAACGGACGCACCGAAUGAAGUUAUAUGGGACAUUGUACGUGCAUGGGAAAAAAAGAAUCCCAUAAAACGAGAUAAGCUACCAAAUGAUAGUUCUGCAAUAAAAAUAUUAGAUACACCAACAACUAUAGAUGUUUCAUUUGAUAUACAUCCUCUGGCCAAUCCAGUUUCCAGGCAAAACAAGUUAAGUCGGUUUCAGAAAAAUCCUACAGUCAAUUGGGGACCUGGUACACGUGCAAAAACAAGAAUUGAUCUAGAAAAUGAAUUUGAAAUCUCUAAAAAGAUUAAAAAUCAGAAUAAACAUUCCAAAAAAGAGAAACCUCAAGUCACAGAAAAUGCCGAGGAGACACAGCCCGUAUGAA
Messenger RNA from Habropoda laboriosa, 1519 nucleotides. It is a transcript of the gene Trm1, whose product is annotated as probable tRNA (guanine(26)-N(2))-dimethyltransferase. Gene Ontology annotation, biological process: tRNA N2-guanine methylation. Gene Ontology annotation, molecular function: RNA binding. The record is from RefSeq and is a predicted model, not a curated record. NCBI's taxonomy places the organism in Eukaryota, Metazoa, Arthropoda, Insecta, Hymenoptera, Apidae. Gene Ontology annotation, cellular component: nucleus. The coding region runs from base 1 to 1518 and encodes 505 amino acids. The transcript has a single exon.